This is a messenger RNA of Andrographis paniculata, 1607 nucleotides long. RefSeq names its product rhomboid-like protein 15. Gene Ontology annotation, cellular component: endoplasmic reticulum membrane; Hrd1p ubiquitin ligase ERAD-L complex. The transcript is spliced from 13 exons. Gene Ontology annotation, molecular function: misfolded protein binding; ubiquitin-specific protease binding; serine-type endopeptidase activity. The record is from RefSeq and is a predicted model, not a curated record. Lineage: Eukaryota; Viridiplantae; Streptophyta; Magnoliopsida; Lamiales; Acanthaceae. The coding region runs from base 131 to 1342 and encodes 403 amino acids. Gene Ontology annotation, biological process: endoplasmic reticulum unfolded protein response.
AAAAAAUAAUUAAAUGAAAAAUAAAAAUAAAAAUAGAAAGCAUAACCCCUCCAACCCCAAGGGGUUCCGAUCCGAAUCAAAAAUCGGAGAACUGUAGGCCGAGGAAAUUCUCGAAACCUUCCACGGCGAGAUGCGAUCGAACGUCACGUCCGAGGCAGGGCUACAGACUAGGUUGAAUCAAUGGUGGGAAGGCAUACCUUUCCUCACAUCUGCAAUUGUGAUUGUUUGUGGGAUCAUUUACUUGGUGUGUUUGUUUGUUGGGUAUGAUUCCUUCGUCGAAGUCUGCUUCUUGCCUUCGGCAGUCGUUUCACACUUUCAAGUGUACAGGAUCUACACUGCCGUGGUAUUUCACGGUUCUUUGUUGCACGUGCUCUUCAACAUGUUGGCAUUGGUUCCCAUGGGAUCUGAGCUCGAAAGGAUUAUGGGAUCGAUCCGUUUGUCAUACAUACUCACUAUUUUGGCCACUAGCAAUGGGAUCCUUCAUCUUCUUAUCGCGUUGUUGGUUUCUCAUAACCCUUUUAAUGCUGACCUGUCUUUGAUGGAUCAGUGCUCGAUAGGUUUCUCAGGGAUAUUGUUCUCGAUGAUUGUUAUAGAGACGAGUCUCAGUGGCGUCCAAUCCCGAAGUUUCUUUGGACUUUUUAAUGUACCGGCUAAAUGGUACGUAUGGAUAUUGCUAGUGGUUUUUCAGCUUGCCAUGACAAAUGUCUCGUUGCUUGGACAUCUGUGCGGUAUUUUGUCAGGAUAUGCAUAUACUUUCGGGCUGUUCAAUAAGUUGCUUCCUGGAACAUCAUUCUAUUCGUCCAUGGAGUCCUCCUCUUGGCUUUCUACUAUUGUAAGGAGACCUAAGUUUAUAAUGUGCACCGGAACCACCCCUACGGCCAACAUCCCGACAUACACAAGCCAAAGCACCACUUCAAGCGGGCUAUUUUCUGGAAAUAUGUGGAGGAAUCUAUCUUCAUUGAUGCCUCAAAGGGGAAGUUCCAGUCCGGCUCAGAUGCAGACAGCGCAAGAUAACGACGGCCGGUUUCCCGGGAGAGGCAGGACACUGGGUGGAACCAAUCAAACAGCUUCGAUUACAAAUUCCGAUUCUACACUACAAACCAGACUACUGGAUGACGACAGAAGCCUCGAUCCAGAAACACUUGGCGGAAGGCCACCCGUGUCGAAUAAUGCUGCAGUGCCAAGCAGAAAUCAAAACAAUCCGAGCGCCGUUGCAUCAGAAGAUGAUAUUCAGAAACUAGUCGCGAUGGGUUUUGAGAAGACACAGGUGGAAGUUGCAAUAGCAGCUGCCGACGGAGACCUGAAUGUCGCGGCGGAAAUACUCAUGACCCAACAGAGUUAGACGAAGAAGGAAUACCUGCCGGAAAAAGAACUCCCGACCGGUUCCCGUCCGCCGGCGGCGGCGGCGGCGCUAUGUUUUUGGGAGGGUAGUUGUUUGAAGGCAUUUCCAUCUUUGAAAACAAAUAUAUAUAUAUAUAUAUAUAUAUAACUAACAGUUAACUGACGUUGAUGAAUUGUAAUUAUGUAUGUCAAAAUUUGUGAUGUAAAGAAAUUGAAACUAUUUUAUUGUGAGAUUUUAUUAGACUUCUGAUAUAUAAACUAAUAUU